Messenger RNA from Eimeria acervulina, 2784 nucleotides. RefSeq lists its product as hypothetical. Gene Ontology annotation, biological process: maturation of SSU-rRNA from tricistronic rRNA transcript (SSU-rRNA, 5.8S rRNA, LSU-rRNA). Gene Ontology annotation, cellular component: 90S preribosome; small-subunit processome; t-UTP complex. Gene Ontology annotation, molecular function: RNA binding; protein binding. Bases 1 to 2784 code for a protein of 927 amino acids. The transcript is spliced from 11 exons. The record is from RefSeq and is a predicted model, not a curated record. NCBI's taxonomy places the organism in Eukaryota, Apicomplexa, Conoidasida, Eucoccidiorida, Eimeriidae.
AUGUGUUUACUCCUGAGGAUUUCAACGGAUUCUUGCAGCUCCGUGCGGAACAUCAUUUGGCUGCCUUUGACUUUGGGGGCGGCCAAGUCUUCAGCGGCUUGUGAGGCAGGCGGCGUCACUACGGGCGAGACGGACCUCGGGGACGUCACAGCAAUUUCCCUCUUUGAGUGGCGCCUCAUAACAACGGGCCUUCAUGGCGUGAUUACAUCGUGGAACUUGCGCACUUGCCGUAUUCAGGCCGAGUGUCCCUCCAAUGGCGGCGCUGUUUUCUCCCUCUGCCGCGCCCCCCCCGAAGUAGGUUUACCGUCGUUCGCUGCUGCAUGCGAUGACGGCCGCGUGCGACUUCUGCGCGUCUCUGGGACGGCAGCCAGGGCCUGUCGCGAGCACAGCGACGACCCUUAUGUUGGAAUGUUGUCAAGCGACAAUGGCUUCACUGAAGAGAUUCAAGUUACCCACACUCUCCCGAAAACCAAAAGCCGUUUGCUUUCAGUGUGCUGGUACUCCCGGGAUCUGAUUUUUGCGGGAAAUGCUUCCUCGUGCAUUUUGCGGUUUUCGCGCUCGGGGCAGCAUAGUGCAUUCGCGGCGGAUGGGCAAAUGGCGCUGGAUAGCAGACCUCUAGCAGGAGAAUCUAAGUCGGAAACUGCAAGAGCCACGACAGCAGUAGCAGCACCAGCACAGAUAAAGCUUGUAGCGAAUUCUUGGCUUAUUGUGCAGGAAGACCGGUGGGUAGUUCGCGCGUGUCGUUACCCGCAUUUGUGCGACAGCCAAGCCGUCGCCUGUCUGCCAAGAGUUCCUGGAGGCCCUGACGGUUCUUUGAUUGUGACGGGGGCAGCAGAUGGAAGCAUAAAGUGGAUGCGAAACCUCACUGAACUGGCGGGUCUCAAGGCACCAUGUUUGCCCUUCUGUUUGUCUCCUUCCCUUCGGGGCCUCCAGCGGCCGAAGGUGAUUUGGAAGAAGCGGCUGCUGGUGUGUCCGUCUGCUACUGACAUCGGAAUAUGGCACAUCGAAGAUGCAGCGUGGGGGGGGAAUGGCAGCAGCGCAGCGGGAGAAAACAAAUCGGCAGAACCCCCACAGUCACCUUUGAUUAAGCUUGCGAGAAUAGCGUUGCCAAAACACUCGAAGAUAAACUGCUGCGAUGCUGCCAAAGACGGACAGCUGUUAGCCGUGGGGAGCAACGACGGGCUGCACCUUUUUGGCUUCCAUAUCAAAGAGCUGGAGAUUCAGGAUUUGCAAUGCCUGGGCGCUUGCCGAGUAAAGGAGAUGGUGACGGCUUUACAGUUUGUUUCCCGCAGUGUUCUUGCGUGCUGUUUCUUUUCGCACAAAAGCCGGAAAGCGGCGAACUACCGCCGCCUGCGCGGAGUUGGUAAGGUUGUUGGCUCUCUCUCAACGAGCAAUUCUGUGGGGAAUGGCGUCGAUGAGAAAACGCAAAAAGGCCGAGGAAAAACAGAAGAAGAAAGCUCUUGCGCCACCACUUCAAAGAAGUGGUUUUGCAAAGAUAUCCCCUGUAUGCGUGAGGCAGAAGCUCUGCCAGACCGCCUGGGGGAAAUAGACGGCAAGUUUUGCCUUUCAUUCAUUAAAGUCUCCACUGGAACGGAACUCGCGUCUGUCCGAGACUUGCCCUUCCGUAAGGCCACUGAUUUCGUUCCGGAGUAUAAGAACAUCCAGUGCUAUCAUUCGCUUGUCCACAUGGAUUUGAGUCCUGAUGGGAAGAAGCUGGGGUGCCUGAACAGCAACAGUUCCAUAUUCGUAUUUGACGUUGAGUCUUUCGAAUUGAUAUACUUCUUGCCAAACAUUUUUAGAAGGGGGGAGAAUGUGGCGAACUUUUGUUUUUCCCCUGACUCCUCGAGGUUGUUCGUGUUGGGCACUCGCAACGGUUAUUUCCUGACGGAGCUGAACGAGCUCGAUUCCUCUUUAAAUGAACGUAACGACAACAACAAAGACGAAGCGAAAACGGAAUCAAAUAACCGAAAAUUUCAAAGACAAAGGCGGAUUGUCCGCUCGAUUCCUGCUCGCCAACUGUCGCGAGAAGACGGCUCAAUUGUGCAUUGCAAAUGGGUUGAGGACGAAGGGACAGCGUAUGUGCUGUGCAUGACGCCUUCAAGCUUGUACAAGCUGUCGCUGGGAGAUGCGGCGGCGUCUAUGGACGUCGAAAACAGGCAUCAGAAGAACCGAGGGAGAGAAAUUAGACUAUUAAAUAUGAGCAGCGACUCGGAGGAGGACAGGGACUGCCAAGACAACGGCUGUUCAUCACAAACGCUUUCGUUUCCCCGUCACCUUAAGAAGCUGCGAGGGCAACGCCCUAUCAUAAUUUCGGCCGCUCCGGUGUAUGCUGCACCUUUCUGUGUGCCUCGUGUUCUCCCUGCUUCUCUUUCUCGGCCUGAAAACGAGGAGGGGUUGAGCCUCUUCUGGAACUCGCAAGGCUCUCCCCACUGCGGGGCCACUCCGGGUGGUACCGACAGCACGCGUUCAACAGCUACGACGCCUGGCGAUUCGCCGGUCAGUGCCCAGAGAAUAGGGGGAAGGGAGGCCCCCGCAGAGGGCAGCGGGAGGAAACGCAUGUUUAACAGUAUUGCCCAUACGGCGCGGCUGCUCUGCCAAAGCAAUAAUAAAGGCUUCGUUGGGUUUGCACUCGAGAAAUGUGACGGGCAAACUGCAGUUAAAAUGCUUCCUUGCUCAAAUGGGCCCUGCAGCCGCGCCCUUGUUUUGCUGGAGGUGUUGAACAACGGCACACCAAACGACCCUUCUUCGCUCCCUCCCUUUAACAGAAAGCGUUAUGGCACAUAA